Messenger RNA from Somion occarium, 3192 nucleotides. NCBI's taxonomy places the organism in Eukaryota, Fungi, Basidiomycota, Agaricomycetes, Polyporales, Cerrenaceae. The record is from the annotation of a GenBank genome assembly.
UUGUCUGGUCGCGUCGUUCAUCAACUUACAUAACAAAACUCUUCACGUGGAAUCACAGCCUCCGUAGUAUCCCCACUGCCCACUGUAUCACAGCUUGCUUGAACUCUACCACUGCAACGCCGUUACAAGGUAUCAUAAAGCCAAGCCGAAGUCCUACCAUUGGCUAGUGAAGACGUAAGCCGAAUAAUGCAAGACGUAGAUGAUCUACGACUCGAAGUCGAAGAAGAGAUUGCUCUUCAUCGACAAACCGUCGUCCAUGAACUACGUAUCAUAGCCACAAAAUGUCGCUUUCUCAAUAAUCUUCUCCCAGUGGCAAAGCUUCUCCCAGAGAUUCUCGCAGCUAUCUUCAUGUAUUUUGCCUCUGAUCCGUUGUCUUAUGGUUUACCCGGUUCUACGGGACCUUACAGCUGGAUAGCCAUUACUCAUGUGUCUCACCGGUGGCGUGAAGUUGCUUUGGGCACGCCGAAACUAUGGAGCUUUAUUCAUCUAGGUACUCGAGACCGCGUCGAGGAAUUUCUUGCACGCUCCAGUCAAGCAUUGUUGCAUAUCAGACCUUGGGAUGUCAGACGCGCGGAUGACAUCCGGAUAUGGGGUGAAAAUGCUCGUCGAAUACUGCCGUCUGUCAGUGUGGCCUCCUUGAGGUUGGUCCUCGCGCAGUCCUCCCGUAUACAGACGCUCUCCUUAGCCUUAUCCAACAAUGUUAUUGAGCGUGCGUUCUCCGUCUUCAGUUCAAGCGCUGAAGAGUUCUAUGCUCCUGCUCUUGAAACACUCAAGUUCACGAGCACGCACGGCCCAUCCUUCCCAGAUAUUUUGACCAAGGGUAUAUUGCCGAAAUUAACACAUGUCGAGCUCAGAGGAUACAAUAUACCAUGGCAUUCAGCUUUCCUCCGUACCAAUCUACGCAGUCUCAUUAUUCGUCACGAUGUAAUAACAUCCCCGCCCGGCAGCUCGCUUUCUAUAGGGGACCUUCUGGUCGCUCUCUCGCAUAUGCCUGGGCUGCAGUUGCUGGAGGUGGUCAGCGAGUAUUGCAGUAGGCUAUGCGAGACCGGCGGAUCUUACGGAAGUUUGCAAUCUGUGGAUCUUCCAUGUUUACAGACGUUGCAGAUGUGUCUUGAUGCGGCCUCUAUUGACGCUUUUCUGUCCCAUUGCACUUUUCCCUUGUCCACAACGAUAGCCUUCAAGACUGAUGUGAGGCACAAUCAUGGCUGGGAGCCAUUUGCGAUGAUGGAUGGUACUCACAAGGACAAAUUUGAUGCUCUUCGUUCUAUCAUAAGGAAGUCAGUGGAUAUUCCAGGGCAGACCAUACCAUCUACAGGCCUGUCCAUUCACUUCGAUUCGUUGCAGACUGAGCCUGACCCACUCUGGCCUGAGUCGCCUGGUGUUGAACAGAACCGGAUGACUUUGAGAACAUACGCCCUUGAUCCUUCAUCGGGUCAGCAACAAGUCCAUGGAGCCUUGCCUCCUCCACAUUUUAGCAUCCGUUUUUCGUAUCGACAAGGUUGGAAAACUCCUGUGAUUUUGCAGAACCUCCUUUUGGGCCUGCCGCUGUCAAAUGUGGUGGACAUCAACGUAGGAUCUUCACAGGGCUGCAGGAUAUAUCCAAUCGCCCGGGAGAUGGCGUCGUUCAUCGCAGAGCUUGUCGGACGAUGCUCUCCUUCUGGUCUCGAUAUUUUGCGAAUGUCCGGGCCAAGCAUUGACAUUUUGCAUUUCCUAAUGUCGCAACCCACGCACGAUGCGUUAGAUUGGAGGUUGAAGCCAGGCCCAACGCUGGGAAACAGAGGCUUGUUUGGAUGUUUGCGGUCCCUUAUGCUUAGUGACAUGCCAAAAGGGGGCCAAAGUUGGAACGGAUUUGAAGGUAUACACAUUGAGAACCUGUGCGAUUCGAUCCGAACAGUUGCCCAGCGAUACAAGUGGAGUUGCGGUCCAUUCUUUGAACUCAUCUUGCAACGAUGCAUGGAACGCCGAGAGUGCGUGUUGGAGCUCGUCGAUGCAUUUUCCGAGUUGGUCUGCCAGGAGGGCCGCUUCACUCGAAAUCUUCCCCUCAUACAUUAUGACCACGCCAUCCAGUUUCUCCCGUCACCUCCUUUGACCCCAUACCCUGCAACACCUCCACUGCCACCAGACGACUAUGCGGAUAGUGACUUGGAUCGGUGGAAUUUGGUAAAUCCAGAUAUGCCGACCGCAGGAGAUUGGGUAGAUCAUUUACGAUCUGGCCGUGUUGCCUUCGACUUUCGGGGUGAUAGUGGGGUAACAAUUGAGCAAAACGUCUGCUUAACUAUUUCCCCCCUUGAACAAUUCCUCUAAUCGGCGUCUUAGACUGGUGGUAUUUUAUUCCAGUCGGUAAGUAUAUACACAACUGAUGGCUUAAGGUACACUGCAGAAUCAAGUAUGUGUACAGAAUCUCCAUGAACACUUUCGUUUUAUCAUCCUUGUUAGAACUGCUGUUAUCCAUGGUUCACUUGCUUGCCGAUGGUACUAAGCAGCCACAUGCGUACAUGACUUAUCACAGUCGCGUCUGACUGGGACUGAUAUGUAUAUAUCUCUGACUUGUGACCAAGCUCUUUGACCCGUCAUUCAAUCAUGUCAGACAGAUAUGAUGGCAGUUUGUACAGGUGCUAACAGAGUGGUGUGGAAUGACGUUAGCCCUUUAGAAGAAUACCAGUACGCCUUCACUCCCUUGCACAGUCACCUUUCCUUCAUCCAAUGAUUCAAUCACCUCGACUCCACUCGCCGUCCCAUUCUCAUAACUCUGCCCCGCCCAAGUCGCUGUCCUCGAAUCCGUGGAAUCCAAUCCUAACGCAGUCAUCCUUUUCAUUGUUGCGUGCUGAUUUUCCCUAACGUAAGGACUCAAGUCAACCGUAACCGCAAUAGCUUCCUUCUCUUCUUCCGUACUCGUUAUAAUCCGAGUUGCGAGAUUCAGUAAUACUAAUCUCGCAACGUCCGAUGCACGAGUCGCAGGGUCCCAAACGGCGUAGGCAGCGAAUUGAGGAUGAGAGGAGAUUGAGGGAAGAAGUGCGAUAUGGGAUUGGUUGGAUGAACCGAUGGUUUCUGCAAUGAGAAGGUAUGCGACGAAUGAAGGCGAAGCUCGGGCGGACCCGUAUCGGUCUGUUGGGACAGGGUACCAGAGAUCAUACUGUACGUCCAUUGAGAUGAGUGUAUGAUGAGUUCUAGUAAUAUUAUCCACCUACCCAC